GGCGUGAGUCUGAGCCUGGCAGAUCUCAGCUUCUUCCCUCCUCGUCCUGCUGCAUUUCCCUUCUAGGAGGGAUGCAACGAAAGGGCGGUGGUGGUGGGCGGUAUUGGGCUGUAGCUCCUAUUAGAGUUAAUACGGGAGGGUCAGGGGACAUGGUGAGCAGCUGAAAACUUCAAACCAAACAAACUCUGCGCUGCCCUGCCCCUCUUCACCCCCCCCCCCCUUCCUUGGAAGUUCGAGCUGCGCUGCCUGCAUCAGCAGCCGGGCUGGCAGGAGAAGCAGCAGCAGCCGCCGCCGCCCCUGGAAAGUUGCUCCCCCCGCUGUGCUCCCAGCCCGCUCUGCCCCCCCGCCAGCCAUGGGCUUUGACCUGGAUCGCUUUGCCGAGCCCGUGGACCCGGAUCUCAAGUGCAAACUGUGCAGCAAGGUGCUGGAGGAGCCGCUGUCCACGCCGUGCGGGCACGUCUUCUGCGCCGGCUGCCUGCUGCCCUGGGCGGUGCAGCGGCGCCUGUGCCCCCUGCAGUGCCAGCCCAUCUCGGCCAAGGAGCUGCACCAGGUGCUGCCGCUCAGGAGCCUCAUCCAGAAGCUGGAGAUCAAGUGCGACUACAGCCCGCGGGGCUGCGGCCGGACCGUGCGGCUCCACCAGCUGGCCGCCCACGUCGAGAUGUGCGACUACAGCCCGGCCCGGUGCCGCCACAAGGGCUGCCCGGAGGUGCUCAGCCUGAAGGACGUGGACGCGCACAUGCGGGAGAGUUGCGAGCACCGCCCGGCCGGCAUCUGCCAGCAGGGCUGCGGCUUGGUGCUCCUGCAGCGGGACCUGGCGGGGGGCGCAGCCGGCGGGGGGCACUGCUGCCUGCGGGCGCUGCGCAGCCAGACCAGCAGCCUGCAAGGCCAGAGGGCCAGCCUGGAGCAGGAGCUGAAGCGACAGGCCCUGAAGUGGAGCAAGAGGGAGAAGUCGCUGCUGGCUCAGCUCGCGGCGCUGCAGAGCGAGGUGCAGCUCACGGCGCUCAGGUACCAGGUGAAGUUCAACCAGUACAUGAGCCACAUCAGCAGCAUCACCAGGAACCUGGCCGGCAGCCACCCCUGCAAGGGAGGAGAAUCUAAGCCAUUAACCAUCAUGCUACAAAGAGAAAAUGAUACUUUGGGAUUCAAUAUUGUAGGAGGACGACCCAAUCAGAACAAUCAGGAGGACUCUUCACCUGAAGGAAUUUAUGUGUCAAAAAUCUUGGAAAAUGGACCUGCUGACAAGACAGAAGGCCUGCAAAUUCAUGACAAGAUCAUUGAGGUCAAUGGGAAGGACCUCUCCAAGGCCACUCACGAAGAGGCAGUGGAAGCUUUUCGGAAUGCCAAGGAGCCAAUUGUAGUUCAGGUUUUACGGCGAGCACCCGUUAAUAAAACACAUGGUAGCUCACAGGAUGUUCAGCUUGUGGAUGCUAGCACUCAGACCGACAUCACCUUUGAGCAUAUUAUGGCUCUGGCCAAGCUUAGGCCAUCCACACCUCCAGUACCAGAUAUCUGUCCCUUUCUGCUUUCAGACAGCUGCCAUUCUCUUCACCCAGUGGAGCAUGAAUUUUAUGAAGGUAAUGAGUAUCUUUCCAGCCUGCCUGCUGAUGCAGAUAGAACAGAGGACUUUGAGUAUGAGGAGGUCGAGCUGUGUCGUGUUAGCAGUCAAGAGAAGCUGGGGCUAACUGUCUGCUACAGAACAGAUGAUGAGGAAGACACAGGAAUCUAUGUCAGUGAGGUUGAUCCAAACAGCAUUGCUGCCAGAGAUGGCCGGAUCCGAGAAGGAGACCGCAUUCUGCAAAUAAAUGGCCAAGAUGUCCAGAAUCGGGAGGAGGCGGUGGCAUUGCUCUCCAGUGAUGAAUGCAAGAAAAUUGUGUUGCUGGUUGCAAGACCAGAGAUGCAGCUGGAGGAAGGGUGGCUGGAUGAUGAAAGGAAUGAAUUCUUAGAGGAGUUAAACUUGGAAAUGUUGGAAGAACAGCAUAAUGAAGUAAUGCAGUUCACAGCCAAUGAGGUGGAGCAGCCAAAAAAGCAUGAGGAGGAGGACGGCACAACGGACACUGCAACCUCGUCAUCCAAUAACCAUGAGAAGGACAGUGGAGUGGGGCCUACAGAUGAGAGUCUGCGUAAUGACGAGAGCUCAGAGCAGGAGAAUGCACCCGAUGAGCAGAACAAAACGACACUGCGGAGCACCCGGGAGCUGGGACAGAGCCAGGAUACGUUAGGAAGCAUUGAACUCCAGUGCAAUGAAAGCUUUGUGUCGGGGGAAUACAUUGAAUCUGAUUUCAUUGGAAACCAAGAUGAGGAGUGUGAAAGGUUCCGGCAGCUGCUGGAGCUCAAGUGCAAGAUUAGAAACCACGGAGAGUAUGAUCUGUAUUACUCGAGCAGUACAAUACAGUGUAACAGAAGGGAGCAAGAUGGGGUGGAGCAUGAGCUACAGUUACUCAAUGAGGAACUGAGAAAUAUUGAGCUUGAGUGUCAGAAUAUAAUGCAGGCUCACAGGCUUCAAAAGGUGAAGGAUCAGUAUGGAGACAUUUGGGCAUUACAUGAUGGAGGAUUCAGGAAUUAUAACACCAGCGUAGAUGUACAAAGAGGUAAACUGGAUGAUAUCAUAGAGCACCCAGAGAAAUCUGACAAAGACAGCUCUAGUGCUUACAACACAGCAGAAAGCUGCAGGAGCACUCCACUGACUGUAGAGCAGUCCCCUGAUAGCUCGCUCCAGAGAAUGAUCAGCAUCACCAACAGGAAAAACCUGAGAAGCACAAUUGUAGCUAAUCAGUUGUGUCCUGGACAGAGUGGUAGGGAGGUAACACCAUCCAAAACCACUGAGCAAAACAGCACUGUUGAAGAGAAGGAAACGGUUGCAGAAAGUAGCAAUUUCACAGACCAGGAGAAGCAAAGCACUGAGCACAUUCCUUACCUAUCUCCGUAUCAUAGCUCUUCAUACCGGUAUGGGAAUAUACCUGCUCAUGCAAAGCAUUAUCAAAGCUAUAUGCAGCUGAUCCAACAGAAAUCCGCAGUGGAGUAUGCCCAAAGUCAGCUCAGUCUAGUGAGCAUGUGCAAAGAUUCACAGAAGUGUACAGAGCCCAAAAUGGAAUGGAAAGUGAAAAUAAGGAGUGACGGAACAAGGUAUAUCACUAAGAGACCAGUGCGAGACAGAAUCCUGAAGGAACGUGCCUUAAAGAUUAAAGAGGAGCGCAGUGGGAUGACGACAGAUGAUGAUACGAUGAGCGAAAUGAAGAUGGGUCGUUACUGGAGCAAAGAGGAGCGGAAGCAGCAUUUGGUGCGAGCCAAAGAGCAGAGGCGGCGGCGAGAGUUCAUGAUGCGGAGCAGGUUAGAGUGUCUUAAGGAAAGUCCACAGAGCGGCAGUGAGGGCAAAAAAGAAAUUAACAUUCUUGAACUUAGUCACAAAAAGAUGAUGAAAAAAAGAAACAAGAAAAUCUUGGACAGCUGGAUGACAAUCCAAGAACUGAUGACACAUGGUGCUAAGUCUCCAGAUGGGACAAGAGUGCACAAUGCCUUUUUAUCAGUUACUACUGUAUGAACACAACUAUUUCAAAGAGUAUACUACCAGUUUAGGUAGAGUACGAUUGCCUCGUUCAAGGUGGCAUUUUUAUAUAUUUUGUGACUGUUUAUAGUUUGACCUUUUUUGUAAGCAAAAUUACUUGAUAAUUUUUCAGUUGUUUUUCACAUAAUGGUACCUUCUUUAGCCGGCAAUCUUUCUUUACUCUGCAAUAUAUUCAUAAUAUUCAUUUCUAUAAAAAAAGAAAAAGAAAAUAAAAAAAUGGAGGAGACAAUUAAUUUCUUACCCUAAUGUAUGUAUUGUAAGUUAAGAUCUGGAUUUAUUUCUCUAGUUUUCUUUUUUCUACUUUAGUAACAAUACAAUACCAAAACAAAAUGCUUUAUACAGUAUCCUUACUUACUGGCAUAACAAGCAGUUCAAUUUUUACACCUUAUAUUGCAUCUGUUAAUAAGUCACAUGCCACGUAUUGUUGUACAGCUAAGAAUGACCCUUUUCCAACAACCCAUUGUACAGUACAUUUAACCUGUAAAUUGCAAUUGUAUUUGUCCAAGUAAAGUGUAAGUGGGCAAUUCUCCCAUGGUAUGUAGUGGCAUUGGUCAUGUAGCUAGCUAAUAUGUGAUAAUUGUGAAGAUCAAAGAGGAAUAAAUUAUUGCUUAUCUUUA
Molecule: messenger RNA, 4179 nt
Organism: Chrysemys picta bellii (western painted turtle)
Lineage: Eukaryota; Metazoa; Chordata; Testudines; Emydidae
Gene: PDZRN4
Product: PDZ domain containing ring finger 4
Molecular function (GO): zinc ion binding; protein binding
Source: RefSeq, a predicted model, not a curated record